Messenger RNA from Ostertagia ostertagi, 1290 nucleotides. The record is from the annotation of a GenBank genome assembly. NCBI's taxonomy places the organism in Eukaryota, Metazoa, Nematoda, Chromadorea, Rhabditida, Trichostrongylidae.
AUGGACAAAAUUCUGCCGAUUUUGUACGGUUGUGCAUCACCAACGAGUGGAGCGGGGAAAGUUACCACCAUCCAGCUGGAUCGAAUUCUCAUCGGCUGCAACCAGCUAUUGCGUGGAACUGGCGCAUGGAGAAGUCAUGCAGCUCUGUUAGAAAAUAUUAGCGUGCUAAAAACGUGCUUACCGUACACCCAGCUGGCUGACACCUUUAUUCCAGUUUUGCAGAAGGAAGUCCUGCAAGCUCGAGCUAUUCCUUGCCGAGUGGCUGCCGUCAACACAUUGCUCCUGUUCAUGCGAGAGCAGCCAGACAAGAAGAAGCGUGAAGAGAUCAUCGAAUUCUUCAAUAUAGAAGUAGCUGGACAUCAGUGCUGUUAUCGUCGAUUGCUGUAUUUGGACGUAGUGGAAUGUGUAUUGAAGAUAUUUAGUCGAAAAUUUUUCAUAAAGUAUUUCCUAGAGAGAAUGCUGUCACUUAUCCAAGAUAAUGUCUCAAACGUCAGACUUCGAACGAUUAGGCUAAUGCCAUUUGUAAAGAAGUAUCUUAUUUUGCCGGACGACGAAGAGGUUCUUCUGUCAUUGGAAAAAGCUGUUAGAGAGACUCUAACCACAGAGAAGCAGCCCAACACGCGACAACUAGUCCAGACAGCAGCAUGCGAACUCUCACGGACAGAGGCAAGAACGAAAGAUGACAAGGAGGACGCAGCACGCGAAAAAGAGGAAAAGCGUCUCUGGAGCAAAGACAGACUCAUACAAAAUGCAACUCCCAAAAAGGAAGAGUCGCCAAGUCCGAACAAGAGCGGAAAGAAUCUCUCUCUGCCAAAAUCGCCAGACUCUCGCAAUACUUCUCCAUGGAGGACACAACGACGCGCUGUUGCCGUAGUUCGACCGCAGCCGGUUGUAGUCAUGAGAUCUGCAAGUCCAGUGCCGAAACUUUCCGAUACAAAUGGUCGACCAAGCCGUUUACCGCUCAGUACCGCUAGCAGAGAGAAGGAGGCGUUGAAGAAAGGGUCCAACUCUUUCGGACUGCGUAGAUCCGCCACGACGUCUGCGUUUGGAAACGGAUCGACAUCAACUUCAUCGUUCUCACUUUCACAAUCCAGGUCAUCAUCUAACAUUCGUCGACCGUCUUAUGGUUUGUCACGCGUUUCCAGUCAUAGCACAUUGGAAAGGAAGCCCGGACAUUUAUCGAUGAAAGUUCGAUCCACAGACUCCUAUGUCGCGACGCGACCGCGCGCGACGGAUUUUGCGAGUCUUGGCUGGCCUCACGUUGGGAGAUGGAGUGAAUAUGUUCGCUAG